Varroa destructor (honeybee mite) is the source of this 3198-nucleotide messenger RNA. Its product is annotated as solute carrier family 4 member 11-like. The record is from RefSeq and is a predicted model, not a curated record. Gene Ontology annotation, cellular component: plasma membrane; basolateral plasma membrane. Gene Ontology annotation, biological process: transmembrane transport; monoatomic anion transport; monoatomic ion homeostasis. NCBI's taxonomy places the organism in Eukaryota, Metazoa, Arthropoda, Arachnida, Mesostigmata, Varroidae. Gene Ontology annotation, molecular function: solute:inorganic anion antiporter activity.
CGGGUUGAUACUUCCAUCGUUCGAAAUUUCAGCUUUGACUGACUCGGAAGACCACCGAUUUUUUUUAGUUAUGUGUAUAUUAGAGCAAAACUUGAACUUAAGAUUUAUAGUUAAUUAUGUGAACACAACACAUUUACACAGUUUUAGGUUGUAUCGUUCUUGCAACAUACUCUACAUCAGAUCUGAACGCAGCUAAUCGGGUAUUUAUAUCACGUAUAGUAGUGUCUAUAAUAGACAAUCCAAUCGAGGAGUAAUGCUACAGCAAACUGCAUGGAAACAUCAUGACUGAUGUAUCAUGCCAUGAUAUGGCCUACCAAGAUUAAAGUCGUAAUCUAAGUGAGCAACCGUGUCAUAAAAGAAUAACGACAGAGAUUAAAUUUACUUCCUGCCAGUUCUUACAUGUCUGAUGGAAUGGCUAAUGGCGACGCCGGACGUAAAACUCGAAACAUAAAAGCUCCUACGCAUCGACCUCUAGCGAGUAGCAGGGGCAACAUUUUGGUAGCCGGCUGAACAUUUUUCUUGGCCAAUCGUGACCUGCUGUACCACAGCUAUAACAGUUAUUAUGUUUCCCGACCAAAAUUGUAGUACCGAUGAAAGUAAUGAUCCAGAUAGAACAGCAGGUAUUCAAACCUUGGUUGGUAAGACUCAGCUUCUUGUACACAAGUCUCUUAGAAAGGUGCCUUUACGGGACUUCGAUUCGGAAGUGCGCGCUGCCCGGGACCUCGCGUCCGAAAUCUCGGUUAUCAUGGACAUCCAUGAGAACAGUUUAGUCAUUAUCAUGGAAUUACUACUUAACAAAAUGUUAAGCGGGAAUUCGAAGCUGGUUAAUUUUGCGUUACAGGGUGUCUGUUUCGCUAAUAGCGGUAAUGUUAUUUCCGAUUCACUUGUGUCAGUGUCAUGCGAUCAACGCGACAACCACUUUAUGGUGUUUAACAGCAGCUUUUUGUGCGUCCCUUGCGUUGUACCGAUCAACAGCCGCCACAUUGGCGUGUGUCGCUUAGCUACUCCAGUCAAUUUUGGUUCAACCGCAGAGCGGGUUUAUUUCAUCGUUGCGGCAGUAACACCACUUAAUACCAAGGCUACGAAGACUCCACUUGAGGUAUUACGAACAUUCGCGACGCUACUGUCUAACCCAUCAAUACGUCAUCGACUCAUCGACGAAGCUAAAACAGAGGCCGACUUUAAAAGAAUUCUAACUGAUUUAGAUAAUUUUGUCCUCUUUCAAACCUCGACAACAGAUGGCGAUUUCGAACCACCAGCGAAGUCUAAAUUUUACCCAUUUCGAGGAAUUAUUCAGGAUCUUCGACGGCGACUUCCCCACUAUCUGUCAGAUUUCACUGAUAGCGUUAGAGACCAACGCUCGAUCUAUAAGACGAUAUCCACUACGCUGUUUCUCUACUUCAGCAUUCUACUGCCGGUGAUCGCGUUCGGAACACUGAAUAACACCAAUACCGAUGGUCGACUGAACGUCCGGAAAACGCUUAUCAGUCAGGUGAUCGGAGGUUUAUAUUUUUCUUUGAUCAGUGGCCAACCGCUUGUCAUUUUGAUGACUACGGCGCCGCUUUCACUGUUCGUAAAAAUCGUGCACAGUAUAAGCCAAGAAUGGAAAACUGAUUUCGGAGUGAUGUACGCCUGUGUGGGAUUCUUCUGUUGCGCCUUCCUUGCACUCUAUGCGGUUUUCGACGUCUCCCGGAUAACGCAGUGGUAUACACGUUCGACUGAAGAGAUAUUUUCGUUGUUUAUCACCAUUGCGUUGUUUGUAGAUGCGGGAAAAGACGUUUACCACAACUUUCAAAGAUACUACAGUCCGUGCCAACUCAAUCGCUCUUCAUCCGCGUAUGAGGUAAGCGGACUUGGAAGAUCAUCAUUGGGCGUUCUGGUUGAACAAGCCGGAGUGGGUGGUUUCGCUGAUAGCGUAGGUCCGUGCCGUCGCGAAGUAUCACUUCUGUUUAUUAUCCUCAUGCUGGCAACGCUCUGGUUAGGUCUCACCUUGUCCAAUCUCACCCGAACGCCGUACCUCUCGCCGAAACUACGUGAACUGCUCUCGGAUUAUGCACUUCCGUUAGCUGUGAUUGCUGUUUCACUAGUUGGGGUUUUCAUCUUUCCGGAACUACCCACUAACGACUUUAGAGACGACAACGAUGGUUGGAUUUUCACAGUUGCCCGCAUUGAAUCGAUAGAUACUUUACCACUGCUUAUCUCAAUCGGGCUUGGUUUUGCACUUUCCCUCCUGUUCGUUAUGGACCAAAACAUCUCCGCAGCAAUGGUCGAGACAGCAGUUCACAAGCUAAAGAAAGGUACAGCAUACGACUGGGACAUACUGGUAGUUGCAGUCUUAAACGCGUUUCUCUCAAUUGUUGGCCUUCCAUGGAUGCACGGGGUACUGCCGCAUUCGCCGCUCCAUGCUCGAGCAUUAUCUGAUUCGGAGGAACGCGUCGUCGAAGGCUAUGUGCAGCACAUCGUGAUGAAGUCUCGCGAGACCCGGGUAACUUCAUUGGUGGCCCACAUCCUACUGGGCUUCUCGAUCCUGCUCUUGCCGCAUCCAUUGGGAUAUAUUCCAACGGCGGUUCUCGAUGGACUUUUUCUCUUCAUGGCUAUCUCUUCACUUCGGUCAAACCAGUUUUUCAAACGACUCCUUCUUUUCGUAACCGAACAAAGGUCGUAUCCGCCUUGUCAUUACGUGCGCCGUUGUACUCAAAGGUCACUUCACGUAUUUACGUGCUGUCAGUUAGUACAACUUUUUAUUUUUUGUGUCAUCGGCUUUUCUCCCUGGCCGUAUCUAACGAUGGCAUUCCCAGCAAUCAUCGUGGCAAUGUUGGCAGUUCGCCAGCUCCUCAUACCGCUCAUAGUGGACCGACGCUACCUGAAAUAUUUAGACAGCAAAGAAGACUAACUUAGCAAAUUUUCUAGCGGUGUUUCUGGUUUACACGUUUAGCUCUUCUGUAUACGAAGCUUCCAGUUUGCGUUAUCCUACACAUUCACGAAUCUAUUAGAGUUACCAAUAAUAUUAUAAUUUUAUAUAUUUUAAGGGCUACAAUAAUACAAAUCCUUAUCUAUAUGUGACAUUUUUCGGUGUGUAUUGAAAGAACCUUAACAAAAAGAACGGACACACAUUGAUAUAAAUAUAUGAUAUAAACGUCACAUAUCACACCACGAGUCUACAGACAGAAAUCAGUAGGUUCAAUUACUUACCAACGU